Molecule: messenger RNA, 650 nt
Organism: Cynara cardunculus var. scolymus (artichoke)
Lineage: Eukaryota; Viridiplantae; Streptophyta; Magnoliopsida; Asterales; Asteraceae
Product: glutaredoxin-C9-like
Exons: 1
Coding region: 57-482 (141 amino acids)
Source: RefSeq, a predicted model, not a curated record
GCACCAAAUCCAAACACACACACACACACACACUAUCUCUCUGUUUUUCUCCCAAAAUGCAACAAGCAAUUCCUUACAAGGCAUGGACGACGCUUCCUCUGAAACACACCACCGGUGAUCGGAAACCGAUGAGUCAAUUUGACGGAUCUGCAACAGGUGCUGUCAGAGACGCGGUGUCGGAAAACGCCGUCAUCGUCCUGGCUCGUCGUGGAUGCUGUAUGAGUCAUGUGGUCAAGCGAUUGUUGAACGGCCACGGUGUGAAUCCGAGCGUGUUUGAGUUUGAAGAAGAUGAGGAGAACGAUGUUGUGAAGGAACUUGAGAUGAUCGAGUCGGAAAACGACGGUAACGAUAAACGUAGGGUGCAGUUUCCGGCGGUGUUCAUCGGCGGAAGGAUGUUCGGUGGAUUGGAUCGAGUGAUGGCAACACAUAUAACCGGUGAAUUGAUCCCUGUACUGAAACAAGCCGGUGCGUUAUGGCUUUGAUUUUGCCGAUUUCAGUGAUUUUGUUAGAUCGGUUUUGUUUUUUUUUUUUGUAAUUAAUUUUAGUGGAUUAAUUUGAGUCGAAGCAAUGAAAUGCAUUAUUAUCCCAUGAUUUGUACAUGAUGCAUUGCAGCUUGUACUUUGGUUGAAAUUAGGAGGAUUUUUUAAGCA